Molecule: messenger RNA, 1260 nt
Organism: Penicillium cataractarum
Lineage: Eukaryota; Fungi; Ascomycota; Eurotiomycetes; Eurotiales; Aspergillaceae
Product: zinc finger protein
Exons: 1
Coding region: 1-1260 (419 amino acids)
Source: RefSeq, a predicted model, not a curated record
AUGGCCGGACGAACCAUGCAAAACCCUGGCGAUGAGUCGAUGAUAUCUAAUAUCGAGCUUACCAACCAACUCUCGUAUCUUCUUGAUAAAGAGCGUAACGAACGGCUGGAAUCUCAGCUCCCUCCCGACACCUCCCCGAGCAAUAUCAUUGCAAACAUAUUAUCACCUAGCUCGGUGGUUAUUACCUCGUCUCCAUCUACCCUGAUCCGCCAAAGUCAGCAAGGUCCAGCACUUGGCUACCUUCGCAUUGGCUUCGGACAAUGUGGUAUAACCUGCGAAAGGCCUGGAAGAGACUACGUGGUCAAACUGGCUAGACCUGCGUAUAAACAGGGUCUUUGGGCUGAUUUUCAAGCACACUUCAUGGUCCGAGAAGCAUCUCAGCAGAAGGCCAACAAGAACGCGGAAUGCCGCGUACCCAGGCUAUUCUCAUGGAUUCCAGAGUCAAAAACAAAGUGGUGGGAUAAGAACCGCUUCCUAUUUCCAGAGAUCUCAGGCCUGUUGCCGCUGCCAACGCCAGCGUUGGUUACAGAGCAUAUCCUCCCUCUUCCUAAGAUAGCUCGACAAGCACUGAUCGAGAGAUACUGCCCACCAGGGCUUCAAGCCAAUGUCAGUGCUGAUCCGACCAACAGAGAUUGCCUAGCUCGGCUAUAUCUUGGAUCUCGCCGUCAACGGCCAGAGCUUCUAUCGCCUAAUUUCACUCUACGCAACUUCAACCUCCAUCUUGAUCAGAUGUUGGAGAUGGAACUCCCCGUGCUAUUAUUUGCCAGUGCCAUGGGAGAGGCCCUAGCUAUUAUCCACUGGGCAGCUCACGUUGACGGCUACGAUAUCGAAUUCGUGCUGGGAAGUGAGGCGGAUGCAUACUCUGUGUACAACCAGGAUAUCGCCGUCUCUCUCAAAUUAACUCCUCAGCAAGUUCUUGGUAUGUCUUCUCAUGAAGACCUGGAUGCCAAGUUAAGAACAAACUUCAAGCAACGUAGUACACGUAUGUGGGUACUUGACUUUAAUCUCUGCCAUAUUUGGCCCGAAGAAAUCGCCUUGAGCGAGCCAGACGGACUUGUCUCUCACCUUGUCCAAGCCUUCUUUGACAAUGAUCCAUAUUACCCCCGGCCGCAUGGGGAGGGAGAUAUUGAACGAGAGCUAUGGGACGCAUUUGCAACAACGUACAGUCAGAAGGCGGAGCAGAUACUGCAAGACAAGGAUAAGAGGCUUGUGGACCUGCCAAGCAGAUUUAUCAACGCCUGCAUUUCGUAUGUGAAAUGA